ACUAUUCUCCUUUCAAGAUCUAAAAUCUUCUCUGCCUAGAGACAAUGUAAGUGUGAUAUAAGCUGUUCAAAAGCUGUGAAACAAAGCAACAAGACAGAAUGAGUCAGAUGUAGGACAUCCUCUUACGCCUCUGUCACCCACUCUGAGCUCAGUCGAUUGCAGCCACCACUGAAAGUCUGUACCCCCCCUCUCUCUGCAUCCCCACAGCGCUGUCCUGGUCAACCACAGCCAUGAGCUCUGAAGAAGACUAUCGCGCCUUUCUGGAAAUGUUUGAAGGCAAUAGCUCAACUGAUCCCAGCUAUGUGGUUAGUGAAACUGUCAAGUUAUGUCCAAAGAAGGCUGUCAACCAAUUUGGUGCAAAAUUCAUCCCAGUUUUCUACUGCGCCAUCUUCCUCCUGAGUUACCUUGGCAACGGGCUUGUUCUCUUCAUCAUCUACAAAUUUGAGAAGCUCGGCACAGUGACAAACAUCUUCCUUCUGAAUCUGGUCCUGUCAAACCUUCUCUUUGCCUCCAGUCUCCCCUUCUGGGCAACCUACCAUCUGUCUGAGUGGAUCUUUGGUGUGGUUCUGUGUAAGAUGGUGAGCAGUGCAUACUUCAUUGGCUUUUACAGCUCGAUCCUCUUUCUCACACUCAUGACAUUUGACCGGUACCUUGCAGUGGUGCAUGCAGUGGCGGCUGCCAAGAGCAGGAAGAGGGCAUAUGCAAUCACUGCGUCAGUGGUAGUUUGGUGCAUCAGUAUUGUAGCCAGUCUGAAGGAGCUGGUUUUCAAAAAUGUGUGGAAGAGUGUCUCCAACGGGCUGACGUGUGAGGAGUCGGGAUACUCUGAGAGCACCAUGGAGCGCUGGCGGCAGUUCACUAACUAUCAACAAUUCCUGCUCUUCUUCCUCCUCCCUCUGACCAUGGUGAUGUACUGCUACAUCAGCAUCACUGUCCGCAUUUUGUCUACCCGCAUGAAGGAGAAAUGCCGUGCCAUCAAGCUCAUCUUUGUCAUAAUCUUCACCUUCUUCGCCUGCUGGACACCCUACAACAUCGUCAUCCUCCUUCGAGCUCUCCAGGACACCAGCAAGGAGGAAGACUCGUGUUUUGACUCGGACAGCCUGGACUACGCACUGUAUGUGACCCGGAACAUAGCCUAUUUGUAUUGUUGCAUUAGUCCUGUAUUCUACACAUUUGUGGGAAAAAAGUUCCAGAGCCACUUCAGAAGGUUGAUGGCCAAAAAGAUUCCCUGUCUUAAGAGGCACAUGAGCGCCAGCAGCCAGAGCACCAGAAGCACCUCCCAGAGGACCCCACACUCUGCCUACGAGUACUAGACCCACACACACACACAGUUUCAGGAAUGCUCAACCACAGUAUUCUAUAUAGGUUUGAUUUUAUCUAUCUACAGUUUAAUCUGCUGGGUCUAAUACCAAGAAUUGGAACAAUCUUUAAGACAUUUAUCUGACAUUUUAAGGACCUCAAGUAUGAGACAAUGAAUUCAAUGAAAAGGCCAGAACCAGCAAUGUGUUUUUCAUUACUUUCUGGCUCUGUAUCGUAAAGCUGCCUCCCCAUCCCAACCACACAAACAUAAAAAAAACUUUAAAAAACUUAGAUAAGAGUUGAGGCUGAGCAAUGGAAACGUACAGACAUUUUUCAUUGUUAGAGCUUAUUUUUCUGGAGACUUUUAUUAAUGCUGAACAUGAUGGAAUGCUUCUGCUUUAGACCUGCUUUGGUGUGUUCCUUAUUCUGAGAUUUCCUGUUGGUUGAAUGUAAAAUGUUGAGUAUUUGACACCUUUUAUCAAGGCCCUUCAAGUCCCUCUGACUUGUGUUGUAAUAAAACUUUUUUUUCCUUAUUCUUUGCACUGGCAUUCUGUCGGAUGUUGUGACUCAUAAGAUCAUUUCCCUUUUCUAACGGAGGAUCUUGAGCAGUUUCCUGUUAUCUAACAACUUUUAUCUGUUGAUCAGUAAGGUGUUGAAAAUCGCAUUGGUAAGUGUAUGUGGAAAAUAUGUUUAAACGCUGUGAUUAAAAAAAGCUUUAUUAUG
Molecule: messenger RNA, 2019 nt
Organism: Eleginops maclovinus (Patagonian blennie)
Lineage: Eukaryota; Metazoa; Chordata; Actinopteri; Perciformes; Eleginopidae
Gene: ccr12a
Product: chemokine (C-C motif) receptor 12a
Exons: 2
Coding region: 231-1310 (359 amino acids)
Biological process (GO): positive regulation of cytosolic calcium ion concentration; G protein-coupled receptor signaling pathway; immune response
Cellular component (GO): membrane; external side of plasma membrane
Molecular function (GO): C-C chemokine receptor activity; C-C chemokine binding
Source: RefSeq, a predicted model, not a curated record